Molecule: messenger RNA, 483 nt
Organism: Diprion similis
Lineage: Eukaryota; Metazoa; Arthropoda; Insecta; Hymenoptera; Diprionidae
Product: zinc finger SWIM domain-containing protein 7-like
Exons: 3
Coding region: 1-483 (160 amino acids)
Biological process (GO): double-strand break repair via homologous recombination
Cellular component (GO): Shu complex
Molecular function (GO): zinc ion binding
Source: RefSeq, a predicted model, not a curated record
AUGUCUUUGGAGGGAAAUUUUCUUCCUAUAAUUAAAAACAAACCUCAGGGGGCCGACACAAGUUUUUCACUGGCGUCAAAGCAGGUCCUGCGUGAAGUCUCUGAGAAGUUUGCAAUUUCUGACGAAUCAUUGCUGCGACUUUACGGCAUAUUUGGUUCAACUUUCGAGCGUGCUCUUGAACUACAUGAAUUGGAAAGAGUAAAAAAGAUUUGCGUUAAAUCUGAGCCAGGAAAUAGUGCAAACGAUGCUCGAUGGCUAUUGCAAGUGACGGGCAUUUCUGGAGAAAUAUAUACGUUAUUUCCUGAAGUUAAUUUCUGCAGCUGUGCAUCGUUUAGGUACCGUGUUCUCAACGAUCAAGCAGAACAUACAUGUAAACAUAUUUUAGCAGCUUGGCUAUCUUCUGUUGAUAACAAGAAACUUUCUGUCCAAGAAAUCGCAUCACCGCUGUUUCGCGAUUUGAUGAGAUUCCAGGUAACGUUUUGA